Molecule: messenger RNA, 1635 nt
Organism: Penicillium vulpinum
Lineage: Eukaryota; Fungi; Ascomycota; Eurotiomycetes; Eurotiales; Aspergillaceae
Product: fungal specific transcription factor domain-containing protein
Exons: 3
Coding region: 1-1635 (544 amino acids)
Biological process (GO): positive regulation of transcription by RNA polymerase II
Cellular component (GO): nucleus
Molecular function (GO): zinc ion binding; DNA-binding transcription factor activity, RNA polymerase II-specific; transcription cis-regulatory region binding
Source: RefSeq, a predicted model, not a curated record
AUGGCAAACGAGCGAUACUUUGGAAGGGCGUGCAAGACAUGUCGCCGUCGAGGACGAGGAUGUGACCGACGUAUGCCUUCCUGCAAUACAUGCGAAACCAAUGGCUUGACAUGCGAGGGUUAUCUGCUGCAGUGGCCCGGUUUGGCAAGUCGCGGCCAACUUGUGGGCAAAAGCAUCCCAGUGACAACAAAGCGACGACGAACGCGCCGAGUCCAGCAAUCGGCAAUUCCAAGUCCACCUUUGCCCAUAGUUCCACAAUCACCCACUACACAAUCACCCCAAAAUACCGACAACAAUAAUGACCAGAAUGAAACACAAGAGAAUCCAUUCGAGGACCUGGUUGACCCCAUGCAGUUCUUCAUGGAGAUUCCAGAGAUUCACACUCCACCUGAGCUUCUGGUGUGGUCCAACGAUGCCUCUCUCCUGAACAAUUAUGACGAUGAUCUUCUCGCCCCUCAGCCAAAUCUCUGCACAGCGUCUCCUCCGCAGGAUCAUUGCCAGGAGCUUGGACGUGCUAUGGACUAUCGUUACGUAUUAGGCCCAGGACUUGAUGUUUUGAGCAUACCCGAUGAACUAAAAUUUAUCAUGCAAUACCAUAUUUCUGAAGUUGUGCCAAAAUUGUGUGUGGACAACUUAUCGCCUCGAAAUCCUUAUCGCGAUUACAUCCUUCCUCUUGCAAUCGAAGUACCAUCAUUGCUAUACGCGUGUGCGGCUUUGGCAGCAUGUCAUUACGAUGUCCGACUGUCUACAAAACAAUUCGAGCGCGAGUUUUUCCGGUUCAAAGGGAAAGCAAUGAAGCGACUCCAGGAGGAUCUAUAUUCUCAAACUCGAGCCAGUCACCCAGGCACGCUCGCGACAAUACUCAUGUUGUGCUUGUGCGAUCUUUCUCAUGGGGGGAUAUCGGACUUUCAGUCGCAUUUCCAGGGGGCUAAGAAACUUAUCGAACUACGCCAAGAAAGGACUGCUGGCAAUUUUGUAGAGCAAUACCUCGUGUGGCUAGACGUUAUGGCCGCCGCUUCGCAUUCUAAACCCACGGUAUUUUCAUCACAGGAGAUUAGCUCCCUGUUGGUCGAAUCUGGAGACCGGUGGAGCUUCGAUGUAAUACCCUGUCCUUCGGAUCAGUUUCAAAUUAUCUGUGAGAUCGUCGCAUUGUAUAAAAGUCAAGUUGACGCCGACAGUCCCUCAAUCGAGACUUCCAAUCAGGUCCAGGAGAUCAAGCAACGGCUGUUGCAAAAGCCCGCACAUUGCGAUAGGGGUCAGAACUGGCUUCACAUGACAGAAGCAUAUCGCUUUGCGAUCAUUCUUUAUUUACUUCGAUUAUUCUCUUGCAAUAUUGAUGAGUUUGAGCUGGAUUGGCUAGUCAGCAGUGUACUCUAUCAUGCCAGAGCCACACCACCAGCCUCCGGAUGGUCGGAUCAGUUACUGUGGCCCUUAUUUCAUGCUGGCCUGGAGGUCAAAGAUGCUCGGCGCCAGGAAUGGGUUCGGGAACGAGCUCGGUGUAUGCAGAGCUCGGGAGGAUUCGGAAACGUACAAAGCGCACUUGUGUUAUUAGAGGACGCUUGGAGAGGAAAGCGACCGUCAAAAUAUAUCAAUCUGAUGCAGGGAAGUGGAAACGGAUCUGUACUCUUAAUUUAA